Messenger RNA from Xyrauchen texanus (razorback sucker), 6611 nucleotides. It is a transcript of the gene cpeb2, whose product is annotated as cytoplasmic polyadenylation element binding protein 2. The coding region runs from base 789 to 2945 and encodes 718 amino acids. Gene Ontology annotation, biological process: negative regulation of cytoplasmic translation. Lineage: Eukaryota; Metazoa; Chordata; Actinopteri; Cypriniformes; Catostomidae. Gene Ontology annotation, molecular function: translation factor activity, RNA binding; mRNA 3'-UTR binding; mRNA regulatory element binding translation repressor activity. Gene Ontology annotation, cellular component: synapse; neuron projection; cytoplasm. The transcript has 10 exons. The record is from RefSeq and is a predicted model, not a curated record.
AUUUAGUAACCAUGGUUUUACUUCAGCAAUAUUGCUGUAAACUUUACUGUAGUAGUCAUGGUUACAUUUGUAGUUACUAUGGUUUUGCUGCAAAUACCAUGUUUACUGAAUAAAACCAUGCUUUAUUCUCCCAAGGGCCUGUGUAGGUAAUAUGAUAUGCUGAUGUUCAUCAUUUUGUCUGGGUUUUAACAUUACCAGUGUAUCACACCCAUGACCCACACCAUGCGUCCUACCCCCUCUAAAACUAUAUAGAUAAUGAAGGCUACAGGUAAAAACGCUGGAAAACACCAGAAUGAGAGCAGGUGACCAAACAGCUGCCAUAUUUCCAGCAGUGUUAAAGCUCAGCAUUCAGGCCGGACUGGUCUGCUGUGCUGCUGCACCUCCUGAAUAAUGUAUAAGUGACGCGCACAUUGCGGCUGCAGCGGCUCUCUCUGCUGCUCCAGAACAGGCUGUGAGGGGGCGUGGUCACGCAUGCAUUAUGACGCGGCGGUGACGCGCAUGCAGGAGUUUUAAUCCUCUGCCGCAGCAGCAGAUCAGCCGGUAAUGCGAAGAGGGGGAUGCGCGGUCGGUCGGACGGAUGGAUAGAACUGCUAAAAAAAAAGCCGCAGACAAUUACAUACGAGCGCAAAUAUUUAUAGAGAAUAAAAAGGAGACCGACUCGACCGAAAGCUCCUCCUCUCUCGCUCCAAACAGGCUUUAGGAAGUUCCAGGACACUGUGCAUUCUCGUAUUGUUCUUGACAAGGCCUGGGAAUAAGAAAGCUGAAGUUUUUUCCUCGGACGCAAAUAAAUGGGUGAUUACGGGUUCGGUUUGUUGCAGACAGCGAACAUAAGCAGCGGCACGACACUGUUCAGCGGAGGCGCGUUCACACUCUAUUCCAGCAGCCCGUCUCCGGUGCGCCCUGGCAGCUCGCCUCUGGUGUCCUCUCUAUUCCCGUCACAUCAGCGCAACAUGCAGGAUGAGCCUGCGAGAUUGACAUCCUCUCAGUCCAGCGAGACCAGCAGCAUCGGCGAGCACGAUCUGAGUCAUUUUUCCGCUGCAGGUCAAGCGCAGACAGUCGGUGACCUUCAGCACGACCGGAACACACAUCAGCAGGCUGAGCCGCCGCAGCCGCAACAGCCCUACUCACCCGCGGACCUCGAUACCGAUGCUUCUUCGCCCGUGAAUUCCAAUAAGGUCAAGAUCCAAAUGGAGUCCCCCAGCGCCCACCAUAUCACCAACGCAAACGGAACCGGUGGCAAUAACAUGCUCGGAGCCGCUUUUGUGAACCUCCCCCAUCAGGAGAUGCAGAACCCCGGGGUAGGCGGCGGUGGCGGCUCGUCUUCCCCCACCCUGCCCGGUUUCGGAACGCCGUGGUCCGUUCAGACGAGCUCCCCCCCACCGCCCGUCUCCAGUUCCGCCAACGCAAUUAACCCGAUACCCACCACCGAACCUGACAACUUCUACCCAGGCAUCCCCUCCUCUAUCAACCACGGCUACUUCCAGAGCUUUUCGACAAACCCGUGCCCAGUGCAGGGCUUCAGCAGCCCCUUCUCCCACCAGAUGAAUGUGCCCCCUCAGCAGCCGCAGAGCCGCCGGUCACCGGUCAGCCCGCAGAUGCCCCCGCAGCAGGGCGCCUUUCUGCAGCAGCGAAACAACUACAACCACCACCAGCCCAUGAUGAAGCAGUCUCCAUGGGGUAGCCACCAAGGCAGCGGCUGGAACUCUGGCGGGAUGUCAUGGGGCCGAGACCACCGGCGUGGGGGUGGCAUGGGUGUACCUGGCUCGAUCAACCAGAUAUCUCCCAUGAAGAAACCUUUCUCUAGCAACAUCAUUGCUCCACCUAAAUUUCCCCGCUCCGCAGGCUCCCUGGGACCGAAGUCCUGGAUCGAAGAAAAUAUGUUCCGUACUGACAACAACAGCAACACACUGCUGCCCCUGCAGGAUCGGUCCAGGAUGUACGACAGUCUGAACAUGCACUCGCUGGAGAGUUCUCUGAUUGACAUUAUGAGGGCGGAGCAGGACCCUUUGAAGGCCAGGAACUAUGGGAGACGACGAGGACGCUCCUCCCUUUUCCCCAUUGAUGACAGUCUCCUUGAUGACGGCCAUGGCAACCAGGGUGUCCCGGGAGUGUUGGGGUCCCCUCACUGUUACCCCCAUCAGAACGGGGAACGCAUCGAGAGGUUUUCCCGCAAAGUGUUUGUGGGCGGUCUACCCCCAGACAUUGACGAAGAUGAAAUCACAAGCAGUUUCCGGCGCUUUGGUCACCUGGUUGUUGAUUGGCCACACAAAGCUGAGAGCAAGUCUUACUUUCCUCCUAAAGGUUACGCCUUCCUCCUGUUUCAAGAGGAGAGCUCGGUUCAGGCUCUGAUUGAAGCCUGUUUGGAGGAGGAUUGCAAACUCUACCUGUGUGUGUCCAGCCCCACCAUCAAAGACAAGCCUGUCCAGAUUCGUCCGUGGAAUCUGAGUGACAGUGAUUUUGUGAUGGACGGAUCUCAGCCUCUGGAUCCUCGCAAGACCAUCUUUGUGGGAGGAGUGCCACGCCCACUCAGAGCAGUGGAGCUGGCCAUGAUCAUGGACCGGUUGUAUGGUGGAGUGUGUUACGCUGGUAUUGAUACAGAUCCUGAGCUGAAGUACCCAAAGGGGGCGGGGCGUGUGGCCUUCUCCAAUCAGCAGAGCUAUAUUGCAGCCAUCAGCGCCCGCUUUGUCCAGCUGCAGCAUGGUGACAUCGACAAACGGGUGGAGGUGAAACCGUACGUGUUGGAUGACCAGCUGUGUGAUGAAUGUCAGGGUGCACGCUGCGGUGGAAAAUUCGCCCCGUUCUUUUGCGCUAACGUUACCUGUCUGCAGUAUUACUGUGAGUUCUGCUGGGCGAACAUCCACUCACGCGCCGGCCGCGAAUUUCACAAGCCGCUCGUCAAAGAGGGAGCCGACCGUCCCCGCCAAAUACACUUCCGCUGGAACUAAAUAUGGGAAUUCCUGGAGAGCCGGAAACGCUAGCAUCGCAGAAACAACACGUCUGCAGCGGGGGGAAAAGUUGCUUUGUUUGUUGGCCCUUGAACUCAAGUUGUCAGUAUAGAAUUACGUGACCAUAUCCAGUAUAUAGAGAAUAUAUAUGACAAUAAAUAUAUAAAUAUAUCUUUAUCUUUUGUAGCAGCCAGAAACACUACAAGCCUCAGUUUAUUUCACCAAACCACUUCUUUAUCCUCCCUCCAUGCACAUCUCAGGCUCGGAACAGCGUUUUUGUGGUACUUUCGUGUUUUUUAAAAAGGAGAUUAAGAAAAAAAAAAGAGAUUGAUUUUUUGUAGUUUUUUCAAAUUAUUUUUAUAUUUGAGAUUUAAAAAGUAGAAACGAGAAUGUUUUCGCUUGGGGGGGCAGCCUAUUCGUUCUGUUCGUUUAUCCGUGUGUUCGUCUGCUGCUAAAUCCCCCCCUUGUGGGCAAAGUGCGCAAUUGUCUCUGGAAAACCCUUGAUAAUGUAAUCUAUGAUGCCUGGCCUGGAUCUCGAACCAAAGGUAGCAAAACAUGCGGCCUGAAAAAGAGAUAUUUCUGCCGCGGAUCAAAUAAUUAAAAAAUAUAAUAUUUCCCCCUCUUCUAUUGUUUUGACUUGCUCCAAUGUGCUCUUAGCAGGAAUAGGAAUGAUUCAAUAAUUAAUGACUGAGACUUUACAUUUUCCACUGGCAAAAAUGAUAAUACCUCAGAAUAUUAAAUCUGGCUUGUUAUUGCUCUACUCUUGCAAUUUAAUCACAAGCUAAAAAAGCUUUGCUGCUAUAUAGGAUAUACCGAAUAAAUAGUGUAGGUGUUCUAUGUAAUGCCAUUGCGAUGCCAAUGGUGAUUUCAUAAACAGAAAUGCAGUCUGUUCCCUCACAAAAAGCAUGGCCGAUCUUCACCAUGAAAACACAGAAUGUGAAAACUUAAGUGCAUGUUUGUGGCUAUACAUCAUCUGCAUGCAGUUUAAAGGUUACAAGCACAUAUAAGAAAAGAUAAAAAACAAACAAAACAUGACACAUAUUAAUGAUAAACAGAGGAAUUUAUGUAGCAUGAGGCUGAUAAAAGGUCAGAUUCUUAGAUAUGAGAUAAACAAUAAAAACUAUUGUAACAUUUUUAGUAAAAACCUUUGCAUGCAUUGUUGUGAUGAUUCCUUUAUGAACUUAUUACGAGAGAAGUAACAUUAGUUUAUAGAGUAGUGAGUUCUGCCAUUUUGUAACUCGAUAAUUAGUCAAGAGACGGUGUGAUGUCCUGUGGUUUUUGUGUCUGGUCUUCGUGCAGUGUGAGUCUAGUUAUGAACUGAGGUUUCUGUUCGGUUUAAACUCGCAAGAUUGCGAGAACCUCUAGACAUUUAACCUUUGCCCUUCCUGAACACCCCCCAUCACCCCUCUUAUUACGAUAACGAAAAGAACGUAAAACACAUUUUAUAUGUUCUUGUUGUCGUUUGUUCACGUAGAUAAAAGGAAUUCAUGCAAAAUGUUCUAGACGGAAUCGUAAAUGUGAUUGUUGUCUUUGUGUGGGCGGAGCUUAGUCGUACGUUUCGUUCAUUAUUUUCUGGACAAACAAUUUUUGGUAAAUUCUAAGAAUGGACAUGAAUGGAGAAAAGAGAGGAGAAAGAUUUUCCAAAAGGAACCCUGUCGGCAGGUUUUCGUGGAAUAUUUUAGUAGCGUUAAAUUCGUAUAGAGAUUUGUUUUUGGAGUAAUCAGGUGAUUCUCUGUGUUUGAUCAGUCUUGUGGACAAUCUCUACAGAAGCAAUGGAUGCUGGUGCCGAAACCAGACGUUUGGUACUGUAUUGCUAUUUGUCUGUCUGCUCUCUAUUUUUGCACUCUAUAUAUUCUUGUGUUCUGGGCUUGGUGAAGAAUUCAGUUUGUACGUGUUAUUUAGUCUUUCUAAGUGUAAACAGUAGGGUUGGGAACCAAGAACCAUCAGUUUUUUUAGGGAUGCCCGAUACUUUUUAGUUUUGUACUCGCCGAUACAGAUGUGAAAUAUUGUUUCGAUAUAAUACAAUUGCUAUUUAGUUACUCAUUUAAUUACUAAUUCAUUGCUAUUUAAAUCAAUAAUAUGUAGUCUGUAUAUGACUCGUGCUAAAAAUUUAAUUAGUGGUCUGCUCACUGUCAUCUGCUAUAAACAGAAUUUUUACCAGCACGAGAACAAGUACAAGAGCGUGGUAUCGGACUUGAUUCCGAUACCAGUAUUGGUACAUCCCAAAAAACACUUUUUGAAAAACACUGGAACCGUAUCAUUUUCAUGACUUUCAGUUCCAUUAAAUGUGCAAUUUUCCACCAGUGCGGACCGAACACUGUACAAAAAUGCUGUGACAGUGUUUCCUGCAGUGCAUUUCAGCGGCAGCGCUGCCCCCUACUGAAUUUACGGCAUGAAACAUGCUUUGCACCUAGUGUAUUGAUUCCUGAUAAAGUGACUUAUGAGCCAGCUCUUUUCAAUCAACAUUGCGAAACACACAGCGUGCCGAGUGUAGUCCGAUUCCCGAACGAAUGACUCUUAUGAGCUGGCUCUUUUCAGUCUAUAUUGCGAAACACACAGCGUGCCGAGUGUAGUCUGAUUCCCGAAUGAAUGACUCUUAUGAGCUGGCUCUUUUCAGUCUACAUUGCGAAACACACAGCGUGCCGAGUGUAGUCCGAUUCCCGAACGAAUUACUCUUAUGAACAGGCUCUUUUCAAUCUACAUUGCGAAACACACAGCGUGCCGAGUGUAGUCCGAUUCCCGAACGAAUGACUCUUAUGAACAGGCUCUUUUCAAUCUACAUUGCGAAACACACAGCGUGCCGAGUGUUGUCCGAUUCCCGAACGAAUGACUCUUAUGAGCCGGCUCUUUUCAAUCUACGUUGCGAAACACACAGCGUGCCGAGUGUAGUCUGAUUCCCGAACGAAUUACUCUUACGAACAGGCUCUUUUCAAUCUACAUUGCAAAACACACAGCGUGCCGAGUGUAGUCUGAUUCCCGAACGAAUUACUCUUAUGAACAGGCUCUUUUCAAUCUACAUUGCAAAACACACAGCGUGCCGAGUGUAGUUCGAUUCCCGAACGGAUGACUCUUAUGAGCCAGAUCUUAUAAAUCUACAGUGGGAAACAUCUGUUAUACUGUAUAUAAUCGUCAUAAAUCAAAUUUUUUAUUUGUUUCAAAUUUUUAUUUAAUAUAUAGUUAGGAUAAUUUAUUGGAUUGCAUUUAUGCGUCUAAAAGUAUGCAAACAUGUAUUUUACAAGAAUUGUAUAACAUUUAUUUCUGAUUUGUUAUAUCUGCUCUGUAGAAAUCUGAAAUGAUCUCAUCAUUUGGGAACAGGCUGCUGAGGGCAGUAAAUGCGACAAUAAUUGCGACAAGAAUUUCAUUUCUUAUUUCCAAAUAAUUCUUCCUCAAAAGUAUCGUUAAAUUCCUUACGAUUUCCAUCCCUAUUCAACAGUGAGCUGAGAUUGUAUAUUUUAUUUAUUACAUAUAUGUAUUUCGAAGUAUUUAUUUGUUGAUGUGUCGCCUAUUCCCAGACUUUCAAAUCUUGAAUCACUUUCUAGGACCUUUGCGAUUUCUCUCUCCUCACCUUUCUACACUGAGGAAAGCUAUCCCUCCCUCCCUAGCAGUCCGGCCCGCCAAUGGGCUGACGUUUGGACUCAAAAAAAAAAAGUCUCUUUUAUUUUAGAU